Messenger RNA from Quercus robur (English oak), 699 nucleotides. RefSeq lists its product as uncharacterized. The record is from RefSeq and is a predicted model, not a curated record. Lineage: Eukaryota; Viridiplantae; Streptophyta; Magnoliopsida; Fagales; Fagaceae. The transcript is spliced from 2 exons. Bases 1 to 699 code for a protein of 232 amino acids.
AUGGCGUCCUCUAAAGUGAGCAUGAAGCUUUAUAUAGAUAGAAAGAAUAGCCGAGUGCUGUUUGUUGAAGCGGGCAAGGAAUUCAUCGACUUCCUCUUUAACUUUCUGGCACCACCAGUCGGAACUCUCCUUCCACAUCUCAAUCGAGAAGUAUUGAGCGGCUUGCAUAACAUUUACGAGAGCAUUCAAAAUUCUAGCGGUGCUUACCUUCAACCAAACGUACUCAAAGACACUCUCCUGAAGCCCAAAGUUUACGUCUCCGGUGGUUGUGCAGACCCUCUCCUCCAAUUGCUAGACGUCGAAUUUUCAACACCCUGGACAAUCUUUGGGUGUUAUGAAAAGCACACAUAUAUGUCCAAAGAUUAUGGCCUAAACUGUCCUAUGUGCAACAGACCUAUGAACUACUCUUAUAAACUUAUAGGCCCAUCGUCAAAACCCUCCUCCGGGGAGGGAGGGUACGUGAAAGGGACGAUUACGUACAUGGUGUCGGAUGAUUUGGCGGUGGAACCGUUGACCUCAAUUAUUGGCACUCUUCGUAACAAGUUUAAUGUCAAGGACAUAGGGGCCCUUGACGAGAAAGUGGUUGAUUUGGACAUGGAUGUGGGUUUGAAAUUGCUCAAGGCUUCUCUGCAAUCGAAGGGUAUUCUAACUGAUGUUUUCCUCCCAAUGAUGAAGAAGGAAGUCAAGAUGGAGAAAUAA